Messenger RNA from Peromyscus leucopus (white-footed mouse), 1575 nucleotides. It is a transcript of the gene Casp14, whose product is annotated as caspase 14. The record is from RefSeq and is a predicted model, not a curated record. The transcript is spliced from 7 exons. Gene Ontology annotation, cellular component: cytoplasm. Bases 251 to 979 code for a protein of 242 amino acids. Gene Ontology annotation, biological process: proteolysis. NCBI's taxonomy places the organism in Eukaryota, Metazoa, Chordata, Mammalia, Rodentia, Cricetidae.
AAAUCUCACUGGCAAUAAAGGGACAGAGCUUACAUUGCUCCGGUCACAGACGGGAUCUCAGCAGAAACCUGGGAAGAUCGCUCUGUAUCUGCCCCUUCUCAGAGCAGCACGUGGGUCUAACUCUUCCUGGGUGACAGCGCUGUAUCAGCAGUUUGGAGACAGACAAGCCAGGGCUUGACCUGAAGGAGCACCUGCUUCUGCAGCUGAACAAGACAACGGUGCUGAAAUCUGGACUUGGAAUCGAGGAGAGAUGAGCAACCCUCAGCCCUUAAAGGAGGAAAAAUAUGAUAUGUCGGGCUCCCGUCUGUCCCUGACACUGUGUGUCACCAAAGCCCGGAAGGGUUCUGAGGAAGACAUGGAUGCCCUGAAACGCAUGUUCCAUCACCUAAAAUUUGAAAGCAUCAUGAAGUCAAACCCCACUGCUGAGCAAUUCCUGGAAGAGUUGGACAAAUUUCAGCAGACCAUAGAUGACUGGGAAGAGCCCGUCAGCUGUGCCUUCGUGGUGCUCAUGGCACAUGGCGAGGAAGGCCUCCUCGAGGGAGAAGAUGAGAAGAUGGUCAGGCUGGAGGACCUUUUUGAGGUCUUGAACAACAAGAACUGCAAGGCCCUGAGAGGCAAGCCGAAAGUGUACAUCAUUCAGGCCUGCAGAGGAGAGGACAGAGACCUCGGUGAAGAAAUGGGUGGAGAUCAGGUUGCUGUGAUCAGGAAGAACCGUCCCCAAACCAUCCCAACCUAUACGGAUACCAUGCACAUCUACUCCACAGUAGAGGGCCACCUCUCCUAUAGACAUGAGGAAAAUGGCUCCAGCUUCAUACAGACCCUGACAGAUGUGUUCAUGAACAAAAAAGGGCCCAUCACAGAGCUGCUGGAAGAGGUAACCCAACGUAUGGCAGACAUGGAGGUGAUUCAAGAAGGGAAACCAAGGAAAGUGAACCCUGAAGUCCAAAGCACCCUCCGGAAGCAACUCAUCCUGCAAUAAAACAACGGGCAGUGACAGCUCUCCUCCUGCAGGUGCUCUCUCUGCCCCACAGAUGUUUAGAGACAGCGACGACACCUCGAAGAUUGCUGCUGGACUCCUCAUUCAUCACACCCCUUUAUCCAUGUCUUUCUUUAGAACAACCAGCCAAAACAGAGCACAUAUUAACGCAACAUUAACACCGCCUUCCUCAGGCUCGACUCCCUACGUCCGUUACCGCAGCCUCAGAUUGCCUUCAGAUAGCUAACUUUCUGCUCCUUCUGCCUUACUAAGCCUUGCUCUUCCUCCUGUGACUCACACGAAAAUAUAUAAAAAGUCAUUCUUACUUCAGAAGGAGGAGCUUUCUGAACAAUUUCUAGAAACUCCUCAUAACCUGCAGCUAAGGUCGCCACUGUGGGAUCUGGGCACUAGGCUGGAAGACAGACCAGCCAUAUUGUCUUUCAAGUAUAUGGUUCAUGGUUUUAUGGCCGCGUCUGUCAUUGUAAAAACUCACAGUUUAAGAUGGGCCUUUUCAACCUGGCGGUGAUGAUGCACGCCUUUAAUCCCAGCACUCUGGAGGCAAAGGCAGGUGGAUCUCUGAGUUCAAGGCCAGCCUGGAC